Molecule: messenger RNA, 2762 nt
Organism: Cuscuta campestris
Lineage: Eukaryota; Viridiplantae; Streptophyta; Magnoliopsida; Solanales; Convolvulaceae
Source: the annotation of a GenBank genome assembly
CGCAUUUUAGCCUCCUCCCCCAUGCCCCAAAAAGCCGCACUUAAUAAUUUCCCUCCCCCUUCCUCCCUUUACUCUACUUGUCCUUUCUGUACCAAACCAAAUCCCCACUCUUCGAAUUUUCAACGUUUUUUUUGUACAGUCGAAUUUCAACGUUUAAAAAGAAAAAAAAGGAUUCUUUUGUAGUUUAUGGAAUUGUGGGUUCAAUUCUGAUUUUGGAGAAGAAGCUUCAAAUCUUUGGACGGAAAUGGAAGACAAAUUCAAUUCAACUAUUUAAAUGCUUGCUCUAUUUUGCUUCUCUCAAAGUUCUUUGAUUUUUUUUUUUUUGAGUUUAAUGUUUGAACUUUGAAGUCAUAAGAGUGCCACUGCAAAAACUGGGUAGGGAAAGAAACUUUGAAAAAAAAGAGGGGAAAAAUGCUUGAGCUUGGGAGACAUUGCAGCAGUAGUAAUGGUACUAUAAACACUACUAACAAUAGUAUGGUGAGAGAACUUCAGCAACUGUGGGCCGACAUCGGCGAGAGCGAUGCAGAGAAAGAACGAAUGUUGGUGGAAUUGGAAAGGGACUGUUUAAAAGUUUACCAAAGAAAGGCUGACGAGUCGGCAAACACGAAAGCCCACCUUCUCCAAUCCAUUGCAUCCAAAGAAGCCGAGCUUGCAAUGCUAAUGGCUGCUCUUGGUGAACAUAAAAUUACCUCACCGUUGAAGAAGAAGGUAAUGCCGUUGAAGGAGCAACUCGCAUCAAUUACACCAUUAGUUGAGGAUCUAAAACUUGAAAAAGAAGAAAGGCUGAAGCAGUUUACAGACGUAACGACCCAAAUUGAGAAGAUAACUGCAGAGAUUUCAGGGUAUGGGGAAGUUAUUAAUGCAAUGAGUUCCUUAAAUCUGGAAGAAAAUGGCUUGUCACUGAGAAAGCUCACAGAGUACCAAACUCGUCUCCGGGCCCUGCAAAAUGAGAAGUCUGAGCGUGUCCGAAGAAUUCUAGAGUAUGUAAAUGAGGUUCAUUCCUUGUGUGCUGUUCUUGGGGUGGACUUUGGCAAAACUGUCAGUGAUGUCCAUCCAAGUUUGCGUGAAACCGCCAGACUUGGACAGUCUAUGAAUAUCAGUGAUAGCACAUUGCAGGGCUUAGAUCAGGCGAUCCUCGAGUUAAGAACAGAAAGAAAACUUCGUUUCCAGAAGCUCAAAGAUGUUGUUGCAUCACUAUUUGAACUCUGGGACUUGAUGGGUUCGUCGAAAGAAGAGAAGUAUAACUUUUCAAGGGUCACUUUCAUCAUGGGCUUUCCUGAAGCAGAGAUUUUGGAGCCUGGCGCCCUUUCGUUGGAGAUCGUUCAACAGGUAUCAUCAGAAGUUGAGAGGCUGACGAAAUUAAAAGCAAGCAGAAUGAAAGAAUUGGUUAUGAAGAGGAGGUCAGAACUGGAAGACAUAUGUUAUAAAACCCAUAUGGACCCUGAUCCAAGUACUGCUGGUGAUAAGUCGUCUGCAAUGAUCGACUCUGGUCUGGUUGAUCCUUGUGUGCUAUUAACAAACAUUGAAGCACAAAUAAACAUGGCGAAACAUGAAUCUCUUAGCAGAAGAGAGAUUAUGGAUAGGAUUGAGCGAUGGCUUUCUGCUUGUGAGGAGGAAACCUGGCUUGAGGAUUUCAACCUAAAUAAAAAUCAUUAUAGUGGUGGAAGAGGUGCUCACAUAAACCUAAAACGAGCCGAACGUGCUCGGAUUCUAGUAAGUAAGAUUCCAGGAAUGAUUGAGAACCUGAUCACCAGGACGCUAGCUUGGGAAAACAAGAAUAAUAAGUUGUUUUUGUAUGAUGGGGCACGGUUGGUGUCAAUAUUGGAGGAAUACAAAGUGACCCGACAACUCAAAGAGGAGGAGAAGAGGCGCGCCCGGGAUCAAAGAAAAGUGCAGAAUAUGGUCCUUGCUGAAAAGGAAGCAAUCUAUGGCUCCAAACCGAGCCCAAGAAGAAGCACCAGCAGCUUUAAGAACAUCAACGGAUCGUUAACCCCCUCACCGCGCAGGAAAUCUGUCGGUGCGCUAAAUCCCGAAGUUAUGUCACCGCAGCGUUCCUAUUCUGGGCGGCAUUAUCAUCAACACGAUGGGUAUUUCAACAAUGGAAUGAAGAGGCUUUCGGCUGCCCCUCUGAAUUUGGUGGCUAUUGCUAAAGAGGACACCAUGUCCUUUUCUUCGGCUUUUGGCUCUGAACCGGAGUCUCCACCUCAAGUCUAAAUAUGGAGUCUAAAGAGUCUUGCAGGAUGGUUCCCCAGUUAAUUCUUUUCUACAUACAGCUUUAUAGCCCAUAUUUUCAGGAGGGGCUUAAAUAUGUGAAUAUAUCAUAUAUGGAGGGUGUACUCUAUAGCAAUAUGCAAGCCAUUUCUGCAAUUGGUUUGCAAGCAAUUAUGAUUUUUUUGAUACAUUGGAAAAAUGAAUGAAUAUAGACAUACGUUACGUCUAUAUUCAUUCAUUUUUCAAUAUGAAUGUCGUAAUGAUCGGGUAAAAAUGAAUGGAGAGGGUACUUCCUAUGUAUUGUCUUAGGUAAAGCUAAAGUAUAAGAUUGAUAGGAGAUUGCUGGUGGUUUGUGUAUUGAUAGGAGUUUGGCGUGCUGAUUUGUGACUCUGCUAAAUAAAAUGGUGUUGCUGCUUCAAAUGGAUUUAGAUGGUCCCAUGGCUUUGUUAGAGUUGAAUGGGCUUUUAGUUGUCUGGAAAUGUUAGGUAACAAUGGUUAGUUUGAAGUUGAUGCUUUUGUAAUUUCUUGACAAAUAAUUGGAGUAAUCAUUU